Molecule: messenger RNA, 1056 nt
Organism: Pipistrellus nathusii (Nathusius's pipistrelle)
Lineage: Eukaryota; Metazoa; Chordata; Mammalia; Chiroptera; Vespertilionidae
Source: the annotation of a GenBank genome assembly
AUGCUGGGAAGCGCCGAGUUGAGCUUCAAUGUGGACCAUGGCUACCUGGAGGGGCUGGUGCGAGGCUGCAAGGCCGGCCUCCUGACCCAGCAGGACUACCUCAACCUGGUCCAGUGCGAGACCCUGGAGGAUCUGAAAGUUCACCUGCAGACCACCGAUUACGGCAACUUCUUGGCUGAUCAAACGAAUCCUCUCACCGUUUCCAAAAUCGACACGGAGAUGAGGAAGAAGCUGUGCGGGGAGUUUGAGUAUUUCCGGAAUCACUCCCUGGAGCCGCUGAGCACCUUCUUCACCUACAUGACGUGCGGCUACAUGAUCGACAACGUGGUCCUGCUGCUGGGCGGGGCGCUGCAGAAGAAGUCCGUGCGGGACCUGCUGGGCCGGUGCCACCCGCUGGGCCGCUUCUCGGAGAUGGAGGCCGUCAACAUCGCCGAGACGCCCUCCGACCUCUUCCACGCCAUCCUGGUGGAGACGCCCUUAGCACCGUUCUUCCAGGACUGCAUGUCUGAAAACACCCUCGAUGAGCUGAACAUCGAAGUUCUGCGCAACAAGCUGUACAAGUCGUACCUGCAGGCGUUCUACAACUUCUGUAAGGAUCACGGUGACGUCACCGCGGGAGUCAUGUGCCCCAUCCUUGAGUUUGAGGCUGACAGGCGAGCCUUCAUCAUCACCCUCAACUCCUUCGGCACCGAGCUGAGCAGAGAGGCCCGGGAGGCCCUCUACCCGACCUGCGGCCGGCUCGGCCCCGAGGGCCUGCGCCUGCUGGCCCAGGCGCAGGACUUCGAGCAGAUGAAGAGGGUGGCGGACCACUACGAGGUGUACAAGCCGCUGCUGGAGGCUGUGGGUGAGGGCAGCGCGGGGAAGUCGCUGGAGGACGUGUUUUACGAGCAGGAGGUGAAGCUGAACCUGCUGGCGUUCUCCAGGCAGUUCCACUGCGGCGUCUUCUAUGCCUACACAAAGCUGCGGGAGCAGGAGAUGAGGAAUGUCGUGUGGAUAGCCGAGUGCAUCUCCCAAAGGCAUCGCACCAAGAUCAACAGCUACAUCCCCAUCCUGUGA